Molecule: messenger RNA, 2022 nt
Organism: Mesorhabditis spiculigera
Lineage: Eukaryota; Metazoa; Nematoda; Chromadorea; Rhabditida; Rhabditidae
Source: the annotation of a GenBank genome assembly
AUGUCGUCGGGGAAAGUGUGGGUGGGCCCGCUGCUGUUGAUACUACUCAUCGCCCUCAUUUACAUAUUUUCACUACUACCUCAUAGUCAUCACAAGGACGUCUACGGUACCGGUCUUGACUUUAACACAGAUGAGACGGACUCGUAUCCGCUCGGAAGUCAAAGGAUGGCCGAAGAAUUAGUGAAAAACUGGAUAGUGCAGGACUGCUCCUAUCAUGGAUAUCUGCGAGAAGCUGAUGGGAAGAUCGGAUGCGCAUGCUUGCAUCAGGGGCGAGAGCCGCUUUUCGAGGGACCCAGAUGCGAGUUUAGGAAAUGUAUCAACAAUGGGACACUUGUUGACGGAAAAUGCGAAUGCGUCGGCCAACACAUGGGCGAGAAUUGCGAGCUGACGUGCCAUGGUGAAGUGGAAAGAAAUGGGACUCGAGCGACCUGCGAUUGCCCACCACUUCGACUCGGGAAAUACUGUGACCAGUUCUGCGAUCCCACGAUUGCCCACUGGGACAAUGUGAUGGGGAGAUGUAUAUGCAAGAAUACGGGUGACGAGGCGCGCGCGAUACCACAUUCGCACCGCAUCGACUGCCCUGGGCUGAUCGAAAGAAGACCGAAAGGCAUGGUCAAUUCUCGUCUGACCCUCUCCGGCCUCUCCUUCUGCCUGAUCACCAUCGGCCUACUCUGCAUCACGGCCAGAAGGAGACGCCUCACCGCCUCCUCUAUCCCGGCCUCAGACGAGACGUGGUACCGCUUUUUCCAGCCCCAGGCGGCUGGCCGAAGAUGUCGUCACGACUUCGUCUGUGCCGAGGGCAUCUCCGGCUCGGAAUACCACCGCUUUUCCGGCAAGCCGCCGUUUGACACGUUUGAGAGCGAAGGAGUAUGGUCCACCCGCGUGAUUCCCGUCUUUCCCACGCUUCCACUUCCAAAUCGGCAUACGAUGUUGACGGGUGUGCUCCCUAAAAAGCACGAGAUUCUCGACGACCACAUGUUGAAUUGGAAGACCGGAGAUCGAUUCGAGGGGUUCCGCCGCGAAUCCGACUACGAUAGCCAGAAAUGGUGGAACAUCCCGCCCGUCUAUCAGACGGCAGCUCGACAAGGCGCGAAAACAGCUCUCUUCUUUUUGCCGGAGUGCUUUGUGGAAUGGGACCCCCAACCUACCGUCUGCGUGCCGCCACGCGCCCCUCCUAGUGAAGAGGAAAAUGACAACAUUGCCCAGUCGAUCCUUCACGCGACAAAAUGGGCUGAUCUGACGCUCGUCUACGACGCAUGGAUUGGUGCGGAGCUGUCGGAGCACGGAAAGCUGGCCGGAAACUCGACGGCCCUGGAUCGGCUGGCUGGGUGGCUGUACCGCUUCGCCUCGGCCGCCCGUGAACGCGUGGACUUGAAUUUGAUUUUUGUGUCACUGCAUGGGCAGAUUGAGGUGCCGCGCGGACACAUCCGAACACUCGAUGAUCAUCUACCAAUGGAGCUCGUCGAGAAAACGGUCGGCCACGGCGCGAUAAUGCAACUACGCGCCAAGCCGGGAAAGACGCAUCAAGUCUAUAACUUGUUGAACACGACGCGCCCAAUUCCGAAUGUGAAGAUAUUCUUCACAGCCCCAAAAGCCGGAGACCUGCCUCGAUUUUUCCACUUCCGGAAAAGCCACCUGGUCUCGGAUUUAUUGCUCUUGGCGAACCCGGGCUACGGUAUCGCCACGAGGGAUGCCGAGAAAAGCUUCCCUUCAUCAAACGAGACAACCCUGACUGCGAAAUCUCUUCCCGGCUACAAUCCACACCUCCCCCAGAUGGCAGGACUGUUUUUGGCGAUUGGGCCAGCAUUCCGGCCCGGAUUCCGGAAAGGAGCCGUCGAGAUUUGUGACGUGGCCGCGUUGAUUUGUUCGCUAGUGAAGGUGGAAUGUCCAAAAGUCGGCUGCGCUAGGAUCAAACGAAUAGACGAUGUGCUGACGAGCGACGCUAGGGUUGAGGUAGUUUUUCACGCGGCGUUCUGUAUUUAUGAACAACGAAAAUUUUCCGAAAGCUCGAACAUGAUAUUU